Molecule: messenger RNA, 10089 nt
Organism: Tachysurus vachellii
Lineage: Eukaryota; Metazoa; Chordata; Actinopteri; Siluriformes; Bagridae
Gene: cacna1c
Product: calcium channel, voltage-dependent, L type, alpha 1C subunit
Exons: 46
Coding region: 675-6794 (2039 amino acids)
Biological process (GO): calcium ion import across plasma membrane
Cellular component (GO): membrane; voltage-gated calcium channel complex
Molecular function (GO): high voltage-gated calcium channel activity
Source: RefSeq, a predicted model, not a curated record
GUGGGAGUGAAGGAGGGAGCUCGGUCUCAGGCUCGUUCCCCAGACAAGCAUCACUGCACUGAAGCAGGAGAGCGCGUUUGGUGAAAAGGGCCGUCGGCGACUGCAGUCGUCUGGUUCGCUUCCUCGGAACAGAGCAAGGACGAAUCUCCUGAUUACACUGUACACGUAGUCUGUGUUAUCGGAUCAGUACAGAUGGGAAUCGAUCACAGCGGUAACGUUUAACCCCGUUAACACUUUAAUAUCCGGCCUGGAAUGCAUUCUGUUAUUUUAACCUACUUCGACGGUUGUCCUUUUUUAUGCGGCGUCCAGUUUUAAAGACAUUCGAGACAAAAGGAUAUUUCGAUUAUCAUCGGCCCAAGUGGGGCUCGUGUUGUGGUUCUUAUCUAGGGCCCGGAUGUUGUAAGGAUGCACUGGUUCGUUCCCCUAGAAGACUCCAGUGAAUAUUUAUUCCCUGUCUUUAACUCCAUCAUGGGAAUAAGGUAAUAUUCACUCAACCCACAAAAGGGGCAACUUGAGUGUCUUCGUCCUCCUUUCUUCAUAUUUUUCAUUUUCUUUUCGAUUUUGGGAUGUUUUUCUACCGCCCCCUUUUUUAUUGUACAGCCUUUUUUGCUUCUUUUUUUUUCACCGUACCGAAAGACAAGCUGAGCUGCGUCUAUGUUCAGUGAGAGCAAAACAUGUAUAUACCGGAGGAAACCCUGGAAAACCAUCAAGGUUCUAACUACACCAGCCCAUCUCUGGUUAUGGUGUCUAAUGUGAGUGAGCAGGAGCACAGUGUUAGUGUUAGUAAAGGUGGCAUGGUAGGUCUGGCACCAGAACACAUCCCAACACCUAAUGCCGCCCUCAGCUGGCAGGCAGCUAUCGAUGCAGCACGUCAGGCCAAGCUUAUACGGAGUGCAGCAGCAGCACCCAUCUCCACAGCAUGUUCUACGCAGCAUCACCGUCAGCACUACAUCAAACCCAAGAAACCAACAAGCACAGUGGCCACAAGGCCCCCACACUCCCUCCUCUGCCUUACCCUCAAAAACCCCCUUCGAAGAGCCUGUAUCAACAUUGUGGAGUGGAAACCCUUUGAAAUCAUAAUUUUAAUGACUAUUUUUGCUAACUGUGUUGCCUUAGCUGUCUACAUCCCCUUCCCUGAGGAUGAUUCCAAUGCCACCAACUCCAAUCUGGAGCAAGUGGAGUAUCUCUUCCUUAUAAUCUUUACAGUGGAAGCAUUUCUGAAGGUCAUCGCAUAUGGGCUGUUAUGUCACCCCAAUGCCUAUUUAAGGAAUGGCUGGAAUCUGUUGGACUUCAUCAUUGUAGUUGUAGGGUUGUUUAGUGCUAUAUUAGAACAGGCUACAAAAGGAGACGGAGGGACACCUAUCGGCGGGAAGGCAGCAGGCUUUGAUGUGAAGGCCCUGCGUGCUUUCAGAGUACUGAGACCCCUACGAUUAGUGUCUGGUGUUCCCAGUUUACAAGUAGUGUUGAACUCCAUAAUUAAGGCCAUGGUUCCUCUGCUGCACAUUGCUCUGCUUGUACUCUUUGUGAUCAUCAUCUACGCCAUCAUUGGCCUAGAGCUCUUUAUGGGGAAGAUGCACCGUGCAUGCUUUUUCUUCAGAAAUGGAUACAGAGGGCCUAUAGCUGAAGAGAAGCCUGCACCUUGUGCCCCAAAUAACGCGCAUGGGAGGCACUGCACACCACUCAAUAUCACCCAGUGCAUGAUGGGAUGGGAGGGACCAAAUGAUGGGAUUACAAACUUUGAUAACUUUGCAUUCGCCAUGCUGACAGUGUUUCAGUGCAUCACCAUGGAGGGCUGGACUGAUGUCCUGUAUUGGAUGCAGGAUGCUAUGGGCUAUGAGCUUCCCUGGGUCUAUUUUGUCAGUCUCGUCAUCUUUGGAUCCUUUUUCGUUCUAAAUCUGGUUCUUGGGGUGUUGAGUGGAGAGUUUUCUAAGGAACGUGAAAAAGCGAAGGCACGUGGAGAUUUCCAGAAGUUACGAGAAAAGCAACAGCUAGAAGAGGAUCUGAAGGGCUACCUGGAUUGGAUCACUCAGGCUGAGGACAUUGACCCAGAGAAUGAUGAGGGACUGGAUGAUGCUAAACCCAGAAACUUGAGUAUUCCAGCAAGCGAGAACGAGUCUGUGAACACUGAUAUCCCUCCUACAGGAGAUUUAGAGGGAGAACCGUGUUGUACCCACAUAGUAAAUAGGAUCUCCAAAUCCAAAUUCAGUCGAUAUUCUCGCCGCUGGAAUCGUCUUUGCCGGCGUAAAUGUCGGGCUGCUGUGAAGUCGAACGUCUUUUAUUGGCUGGUGAUUUUUUUUGUGUUCCUGAAUACUCUAACCAUUGCCUCAGAACACCAUAAACAACCACAAUGGCUGACUGAUGUGCAAGAUAUUGCCAACAAGGUUCUCCUAGCUCUCUUCACUGGAGAAAUGCUUUUGAAGAUGUACAGUUUAGGACUGCAGGCAUAUUUUGUCUCGCUUUUUAAUCGCUUUGAUGGUUUUGUGGUGUGUGGUGGGAUACUAGAGACCAUUCUGGUGGAAACAAAGAUUAUGUCCCCUCUAGGCAUCUCAGUGCUGCGUUGUGUGCGCCUGCUGCGCAUCUUCAAAAUCACCAGGUACUGGAACUCUCUCAGCAACCUGGUAGCAUCUUUGCUGAACUCUGUUCGCUCCAUCGCCUCCCUGCUGCUUCUACUCUUCCUUUUCAUCAUUAUUUUUAGUUUGCUUGGCAUGCAACUGUUUGGUGGGAAAUUCAACUUUGAUGAGACACGUCGGAGCACAUUCGACAACUUCCCUCAGUCAUUACUCACAGUCUUCCAGAUUUUGACUGGAGAGGAUUGGAACUCAGUAAUGUAUGAUGGGAUUAUGGCUUAUGGUGGACCUUCAUUUCCUGGCAUGCUUGUGUGCAUCUACUUCAUCAUUCUCUUCAUCUGUGGAAACUAUAUCCUACUGAAUGUAUUCUUGGCCAUUGCUGUAGACAACCUUGCAGAUGCCGAGAGUCUGACGUCAGCUCAGAAAGAGGAACAAGAAGAGAAGGAGAGGCGAAAGCUGGCAAGAAUGGCUAGUCCAGAGAAGUGGCAAGGCAAUGAGAACCCUCCAGUUGAAAAAAUAGAGGAAAAGAUUGAAAUGAAAUCAAUUACAUCAAAUGAAGAAACUCCAAAACCCGCCAAGAUCAAUAUUGAUGACAAUGAUGAGAAUCCAUAUCCAGUGAAUGACUUCCCAGGAGAGGAUGAUGAAGAGGAGCCAGACAUGCCAGUGGGUCCAAGGCCAAGGCCUCUUUCCGACAUUCAUCUGAAGGAGAAGGCUGUUCCUAUGCCUGAAGCUAGAGCCUUCUUCAUCUUCAGUCAUACAAACAAGUUCCGGGUUUUGUGUCACAGGAUUGUCAACCACAAUGUCUUCACCAAUCUUAUCCUCUUCUUUAUUCUGCUAAGUAGUAUUUCACUGGCUGCAGAAGACCCAGUAAAAAGUGACUCAUUCAGGAAUCAGAUUCUAGGUUAUGCAGAUCAUGUGUUCACAGGUCUCUUCACAAUAGAGAUCAUAUUAAAGAUGACAGCAUAUGGAGCAUUCCUCCAUAGGGGUUCUUUCUGUCGUAACUACUUCAACAUUCUGGACCUGGUGGUGGUCAGUGUCUCUCUGAUCUCUUCUGGGAUUCAGUCGAGUGCCAUUAACGUUGUCAAGAUUUUGAGAGUUCUUAGAGUCCUCAGACCCCUGAGAGCUAUUAACAGAGCCAAGGGCCUCAAACAUGUAGUCCAGUGUGUAUUUGUAGCAAUUCGCACCAUCGGGAACAUUGUUAUUGUCACUACUCUGCUGCAGUUUAUGUUUGCUUGCAUUGGAGUGCAACUCUUUAAGGGCAAGUUCUACUCUUGCACAGACUCUUCUAAACAGACUGCGACAGAAUGCAGAGGGACAUACAUUCUGUAUAAAGAUGGCAAUGUUGGAAAGCCAGAAAGAGCUCAUCGUACCUGGGAUAACAGUGACUUCAACUUUGAUGAUGUCCUUCAAGGCAUGAUGGCCUUGUUUGCAGUGUCCACUUUUGAAGGAUGGCCUGCCCUCCUAUACAAAGCCAUAGACUCCCAUGCUGAGGAUGCUGGCCCCAUCUACAACUACCGUGUGGUCAUCUCUGUCUUCUUUAUCAUCUAUAUCAUCAUCAUCGCCUUCUUCAUGAUGAACAUCUUUGUCGGUUUUGUCAUUGUUACGUUCCAGGAGCAAGGAGAGCAGGAGUACAAGAAUUGUGAGCUAGACAAAAACCAGCGGCAGUGUGUGGAGUAUGCUCUAAAGGCACGGCCUCUACGCAGGUACAUUCCAAAGAAUCCAUACCAGUAUAAGGUGUGGUAUGUAGUCAACUCCACCUACUUUGAAUAUCUGAUGUUCACCCUAAUCCUACUUAACACCAUCUGCUUAGCAAUGCAGCACCAUGGUCAGUCACCAUCCUUCAACAAAGCCAUGAACAUCCUCAACAUGCUAUUCACUGGUCUGUUCACUGUGGAGAUGAUCCUCAAACUUAUUGCCUUCAAACCCAGGGGCUAUUUUAGUGAUCCUUGGAAUGUUUUUGACUUCCUCAUCGUAAUUGGCAGCAUUAUAGAUGUCAUCCUGAGUGAAAUAAAUCCAGCUGACCCUUCUUCCUCUACUCCUUCCUCUGUGGUAAGACCAAUGGGGCUCCAGAACACAGAAGAUAAUGCCAGGAUUUCCAUUACCUUCUUCCGACUUUUUCGAGUUAUGAGACUGGUGAAGCUGCUUUCACGUGGAGAGGGGAUCCGGACAUUGUUGUGGACCUUUAUCAAAUCCUUCCAAGCACUUCCUUAUGUAGCAUUGCUCAUAGUAAUGCUUUUCUUCAUCUACGCUGUUAUUGGAAUGCAGAUGUUUGGUAAGAUAGCACUGAGAGACAAUACACAGAUCAACCGAAACAACAAUUUUCAGACGUUCCCACAAGCUGUGCUGCUGCUUUUCAGAUGUGCAACAGGUGAAGCCUGGCAAGAGAUAAUGCUGGCCUGCUCUCCUAACCGCCCAUGUGAAAAAGGAUCUGAAGAGGCCCCUACCAGUGAAGAGUGUGGCAGUCAUUUUGCUAUCAUUUAUUUUGUCAGUUUCUACAUGCUCUGUGCCUUUCUGAUCAUCAACCUGUUUGUGGCUGUCAUAAUGGACAACUUUGAUUACCUGACACGGGAUUGGUCUAUACUUGGACCACAUCAUCUUGAUGAGUUCAAGAGGAUCUGGGCAGAGUAUGACCCUGAGGCAAAGGGAAGAAUUAAGCAUCUGGAUGUGGUGACAUUGCUUAGAAGGAUUCAGCCACCCCUGGGGUUUGGCAAACUCUGUCCACACAGAGUGGCCUGCAAGCGCCUGGUGUCCAUGAACAUGCCUCUGAACAGUGAUGGCACAGUAAUGUUUAAUGCUACUCUGUUUGCCCUGGUGCGCACAGCCCUUCGCAUUAAAACUGAAGGUAAUCUGGAGCAGGCAAAUGAAGAACUGAGGGCGAUAGUAAAAAAAAUCUGGAAAAGGACCAGUAUGAAGUUACUGGACCAGGUUGUGCCACCAGCAGGAGAUGAUGAGGUAACAGUUGGGAAGUUCUAUGCUACAUUCCUCAUCCAAGAAUACUUCAGGAAGUUUAAAAAACGGAAAGAACAGGGAUUAGUGGCUAAAGUUCCUCCAAAAACAGCUCUCUCUCUGCAGGCUGGUCUGCGUACACUGCAUGAAAUGGGUCCAGAAAUACGGAGGGCAAUAUCAGGAGACCUCACUGCAGAGGAGGAGCUGGAGAAGGCCAUGAAGGAAACAGUGUGUACUGCAUCUGAAGAUGAUCUCUUCAGGGUGAAGCGGUCAGAUGGUUUCUUCAGAAAUCACAUCAACUAUUAUCAUCAGAGUGAUGACUGCAGUGAUUUCUCCCAAUCCUUCACCAGUCAGCGGCCACUGCACAUCAACAAGUCAGGCAGCCCUGGAGAGGGCAAGUCUCCAUCUCGUGAAAAACUGGUGGACUCUACCUUCACACCAAGCAGCUAUUCCUCCUCAGGUUCCAAUGCCAACAUCAACAAUGCCAACAACACAUCCAUUAACCUCUGCUACCCAUCCAUUAGCACCGUGGAUAGGCACACCAGGCCCCUGUUCAUACCUGUACAUCUACCGUGCUCUUCGUGGUCCUUCCCCAAUAAAAGCUCAGAUUCGGGUGAAUGUCAUUUCCCAGUUAUCUCUCGAGGAGAGACUGCUAAAGGUGAAAUACAUGACAAGAUGGAUAUAGAGACUGAACGCUAUCAUGAGCAGGACACACUCUCCACUAAAAUGUUGGUGUUGCAGAAUGAUGAGUGUAAGCAGUUAGCUGUGAUGGAAGAGGCAGAUGGGAGUGGGGACAGAAGACCAUGGCAGUUUCCCCAACAAACUGUUCUCCAUCCAACUGCACUAAGUCGACGAUCUUCCUUUCAUCUAGAGUGUCUCAGCAGACAGAGCAGGACUGAAACUUUAUAUACAACAGCUUUGCCUCUGCACUUUGUCCAGCAUCAGGUGUUAAUAUCGGAACAGUUGGACCACUACACACAGGACCCCUCAAAUGCCAAGCUGGCCAAGCAAGAGUUGUCUGCUACACAGGACAUGAUCAUAGAGGAUAUGGAAAAUAUGUCAGAAAACAUACUCAGUGCCAAUGGGCCUCACAGCUCAAAUGGCAGACUCCUGCCCUAUACGCACUGCAGCAAUGGAGUGAGAACCAGCCAGGGACAAAGAAGAGCCUGGGAAAUAAAGGUUCAUGAGAAGGGAGCAGGAGGACUGCAGGUUGCUGAGCGAGGUCAAUUGAACAAUAAUCUUCUCAUUGAUGAGGACAUGGAGUGUGUGACAAGCUUGUAGGGAGAUCUUCAACAAAAAAGACUUGUUUCACCAGACUGUCAUCCAGUUAAGGGUUCCCCUGUUCUGUCUCAGAAUGCUACAACAUCUCUUAAGCCAGAAAUGUAUCUUUAAACCCAUAGAUAUUAUAGGAGUACAAUGCAGUUUGAUUUAGCUUAAGUGGAAGUUUUGUCUUUCUUUCUUUCUUUCUUUCUUUCUUUCUUUCUUUCUUUCUUUCUUUCUUUCUUUUUUCUGUGUGAAUGGCUAUGAGCAAAUUUGUCUAAUAUGUGAAUGUGUGAGUGAGAAGGAAAAAUGUGUCUAUAUAAAAGUGCCUCACAGUUCUUAGAACCUUGACUGAGUAAUGAUGCAAAGAACAAAAAUGAAAAAAAAAAAGACUACAAAAACAGGAAAAGCAGAACUCUGCUUGUCAUCCAUUUUACACUUUGUCAUUAAGGAAUGAUCAGCAGCAAAAGGCCAAGUCUCAAUGUAAGUUUAAGUUUUGGCGCUUGUGUGUUCAGCUUGUAAAUGGGCAGAGGCAGCUUUUGCUCUCUUUCCCCCAUACUUGCUUGUGUUUUUUUUUAGUGGACAAUACCAUUGGACAAAGGGGCAGUACACUGGCAGGCUCUAGCCAGGCCCCUCCACUAUGCUCACAUACAGUUUAAAUAGUAAUUACACUUGAUUCUUGUUAGUUCCUGCCCUAUUUGAGGGUUUGCAGGUUUAGGGGACAGAAUGCAAUUGUGUGGAUAAGCUAUGGGGAAUAUGAAGUAGGAUUUGUUAGCACUUAUCAAUCACAUGGUUAAAGAUUUAUUUAGCAUCAUUUAGAUAUGCUAACAAUGGAAACUGAGUUGUUUUUUUUUUUUUUUUUUGCAAUUCAUAAUUUGACGUGGAAGACUUUUUACCAGACUCACCAUUAUGUGAUACUAUUGAUUAACUGGAUAACCAAACAGUUGGCUAAGUACAUCAUCAACAUGAGCAACUUCUGGAGACUUAUACAGUAUGGAGAUUGAAGAAAAACUCAUUGUCACUGAAUGGUACAAAGUGUUUUGUCCUUAGCCUAGGGGUUUAUAUAGUACAGAAACAGCCCUUGAAUAGCUGUUUAUAGUGUUAAGUACAAUUUCUAUAAAAGUUACAGUAAUAAGUGAUGUCAGCCGAGUAAAAACAUAAAUAGCAACUUUUUUUGCUCAUUAGCUGAUAUGUAUAGUUAUUAGCAAUUCAUUGGUGGCUAUCAAAAUAUUGUUGUCCCAGUUUAUUGUCAUUAGUAUUCAUAACAUCAAAAAGGUCAACCUCAGAACUUCAAAACUGCUUUUACUCUCUAGAACUUGUUUGUAGGUGUUAUAUUAACUGCUUGAGAAGUGAAAAUGGAAAACUUGCAGGGAAAUUUUUCAGGUUAGCCAGAGCCUUUAUAUGUUGGCAGUAAGUAAUGUUUUUAAUCUAUCAGCAAGAUUAAAUAUUAUAAAAAUGAACAGAACUAUUCCUUUACUAUGUUAAUAAAAUCAUAAUUGUCUAUAGUACAUUUAUAGUAAGAAAACAUGCAUAAUAAUAAUCUAAACUCCUUGGCUGAUCUUAUAGCUUAAUGUGGUGAGGGUUGGUGUAGCAAGUCCAUUUACAUUUUCCUGUUAUUUUAACAGUUUAGACAAAUGUAUUUUCAGCAAGACUUGGGUUAUUUUCUUAUAAAUAAAAUAAGAAGGAGGUUAUAUUUUUAUAAAGCAAUUACUUUCCGUUUUUAAAUUAAAAAAAAAAUUGUGUAAUUACUCUUUAAAGUGUUUUUGUGUGAGCUAUAGGAGGAGGAGCAUAAAGCAUAGAGGUUUUUAAGUAAAGAAAGCACUGUACAGCCAUUGCAAGUCUCCUGAUUUUCCAGUCUGUUCUCCUCUGUUUAAGUAAUUGUCAGGAGGAAGUUUGCAUCCAAAUCCACCAUAUAUGUCAAUUUAUAUAACAAUUAUCUUCCAUGGGCAUUGCAUUUUAUUAUUCUUUGUGUGCCCCUUGUCAUUUUCAUUUUGGACCAUGUUCUUUCAAGCUUACUCUCUAGUAUGUGAGAUAGUAGAAAGAAUUUGUGGUUAAAUCUUCUGUUUUCUCCUUAUAGCUCUUCUCUAUAUCUCUGUCAAUUAUGCAGUGGAAUGGAUUUCACAACUUUAGAAGGUUCAGGUCUGAAAUACAUUUUGUUCAUGCAUGCUAUAUUCGAUAAUGGUAUUUUAAUAAUGUUAUAUUUUCCUGGACAUGUGUUGUAUUUUUGUAAUGUAAUUUAUUCUGCUUUUAAGAAAACAGAACCAGUUCCCACUCUGCAAUCCCCUGUUUUUACUAAGGUGAAUAAGAUAUGUAGUACCCUGCCUAAGGCCAACACAUUAAAUGUAUUUAUUUAAUUUAUUUUUUUUAGUGCUCAUUGGGGAAGCACUGUGUUGCUGUGUUUCAUUAAUCAUGAUCAUAUAAGAUGUGCUAAGGAAUGAUAUCCCACCUAGACAAUUGUAUCAAAGGAAAAUAUGCGAAGAUGCAAAGACUUUCGUUUUUAUUGCUGCUCCUUGUUGGUUGGUAGAUAGUUUGAAGAUAUCAGUACCCAGAUGGCACAAACUGUCAAAAUUGUUAUUUGAUAUAGAGUGACUUUUAAAGUCAAACUGGUAUUGCAGUUACUUUUAGAAUAUUUAAAAAGCCUCUCCCAAAGCCAGGGAGAAAACUGCUAAACUAAUCAUGACAAUAAUGGUGCACUUUGAGGAGAGACAGGAGACAACUGUAUUUAUUCAGGGACUCAUGGGUAGCCUCAUUUAAGAUACUCUCUCCAGCAUAGUUUAAACAACAGGGCUAAGUAUAUCAUUAAAGCCACUAUUAUUAUUAUUAUUAUUAUUAUUAUUAUUAUUAUUAAAUCAUUGUCAUUGAUGGUGGUGUUACUAUUGUUGAUGUCUAAAUAAUUUCAUUUGGUUUUAGCAGUGAAUUCAAUCACAUUCACAAAGAAAGAACUGGUGAUUUAUUAUGCAAAUAAGGUAUUCAAAUGUUCUAGAUAAUAUUAUUAUAAGAAGAUAAUAUGAUGCCAGAGUGACUUAUAUGCUUAUAAACAUUUUGAUGAUUAUGAAAUUGACAUUCUUAGUACGGCCUUUUGUUAUUCCAUACAUAUCACACUGUUUAAAAAAAUGUUUCAUAUAAGACCUCUGAAAUUGAAACUCUAUAUUAAACAUUUAGUUUUUCCAAUAUUCUGUGUUCUAAAGAUCCACUUUGGCAACACUGUAUGUCUGUUUAUAGCAUUUUUAUAGUGUUUUUUUUACAGCUGUUGUGAAUGUAUGUACUUCUGUCCACUGUAAGAAAAUGUUUAUGGUAAAAUCCUGAUAAACAUGUA